AUGGCGACGGCCGCCGCCGCAUCCACGUCGCUCCGGCUACUGUCUCCGUCCCCAUCUCCCAUCGCGGUUGCACUCUUCACCCUGAGUUUGCCCCGUCGGUGGUGUUGGGGGAUCCCGGUGCAGUCCGCCGGGCGGAGAGCAUUCCAUGCUGAGCGGCGGAGACGGACGACUUUAUUAUGCGCAGCUGAUAAACCUCCUGAAGAAUCCCUCAAGAAGACCGUAGAAGUGGAUAGGCUGAUUGAUAUGCUGAGGAACGCAAAUCCUAGAGAGCUUGAUCAAAUAGUGGUUGAAAAUGUUCUGUCAUUCGACGCUGGUUUCUGGGUUCGGCUAGCAGCUAGAAUUGACCUCUGCAAAUCAGAUGAUGAUAAAAAAGAUUAUGAAGAGCUGGCAGAAAAUAUCAUGAACAUUGUUGACCGGCUUGUUCACAAGACUGAUCAAAAGAUUGAACAGUCAACAGAUGUGCUGAAGGCAAUCAUUAGUCCUGUGAUGCAUGAGGGAGAUGUGCAGUGGCCACCAAGAGGUCCAGACACUCUCAAAUUGAUGGAGAAAGAAAUAACACGCCGAGAACAAGAAGGACAGCUUGAUGAGGGAUUUCUGUCAGAAGUUAGUGCUCAGCUGAGGCAGGCUAAACAAGAUGGAGAUAAGCCAGGGCUUCAAGCUAUGCUGCAAAAAGUGUUGCAGUUAUAUGCUUCCAAAUCUCUCCAAAAACGUAGUUAUGCAUACAAAGGGGGGCAAGUUGUAGUUCCCGAAAAGUUCCUCGAAUGUGUGAUACAGGCGCAUGAGAACGAGUGGAACAAGGUGUUGCUUGACGGGCUUACAGUAGGAAAAGGGGACGUUUCACCAGAUGAUCUUUAUGCCGUUAUUAACAAGAGAAUUGAGAGAGUCUUGAUUCGUACGGAAGGUGGCUCUUACCAGCAACGCAUACUGGUUGAGUAUCUAAAAGAGAUACAGGCUAGAGCAGAGGAAGUUGUCAAAGUGCUUCAAGGACCAACAAUAUAA
Messenger RNA from Miscanthus lutarioriparius, 999 nucleotides. The record is from the annotation of a GenBank genome assembly. NCBI's taxonomy places the organism in Eukaryota, Viridiplantae, Streptophyta, Magnoliopsida, Poales, Poaceae.